Molecule: messenger RNA, 291 nt
Organism: Amoebophrya sp. A120
Lineage: Eukaryota; Dinophyceae; Syndiniales; Amoebophryaceae
Source: the annotation of a GenBank genome assembly
CGAAAUCGAAGUCGUUAUCUGCUGCACAAAGACCGCUUGCUGCUCUUCCCCCCGCAGCUGGAAAUAUUAAAGGAGGAGCUUCAGCUUCUUCGUUUUCAAGAGUACAACAACACGUCCCGAAGAUGUUGAAACCAUCAGCAGCAACAUCCGCUGGUCAACAACGUGCACAGUCAUCAAAAAAUCUCCCAGCGCAGACGUUGCUCCCACCGGAACUUCUGAGGAAUCAGGAUUUAUUUUCCGCCGAUUUUCAUCUCGACGACCACGAUGGGGAUGCGAACAUCCUCAACGACG